AACCAAAGCCUUGCUCCUGCCUGCCCAAGACCAAGGAAAAAAAGCGAGAGAAAACACACCCCUGAAAACAAACCAAAAAUCCCCAAUCCAUGAAGCCCACCACUUCCGCCGCCGCCGCCGCGGCGGUCACCGCCGAUGACCCUUCCCCUUCGCCGUCCGACUCCACGUCGGCGACUUUCACCGUCAACCGCCGCGGGGACGCCUCCGCCUCCUGCCGGUGGACCCUCCCGGACUUUCCCCGCACCCGCGCCCGUACCUUCUACAGCCGCUACUUCGAGGUCGGCGGCUUCGACUGCCGCCUCCUCCUCUACCCGCGCGGCGACUCGCAGGCGCUGCCGGGGUACUUCUCCCUCUACCUCCAGGUCCUCGACCCCAAAACCCCGGUGUCGUCGUCGUCCUCCACCACGACCACCACCUCCUCAAAAUGGGACUGUUUCCUCAGCUAUCGCCUCUCCGUCGUCCAUCCGACCGAUCCCGCCAAGUCGUUGGGGCGCGAUUCAUGGCACCGAUUCUCCUCCAAGAAGCGCUCCCACGGCUGGUGCGACUUUGCGCCCUCCUCGGCCGCCGCCUUCCUCUUCCAGCCCCACGACGCGCUCGUCAUUGCCGCCGACAUAUCGGUCCUCUCCGAGACGGCCUCCUUUGCCGAUUCUGACGGCCGCUUCACCUGGAAGGUACUCAAUUUCGGCAUCUUCCGGGAUAUGAUCCGCACGCAGAAGAUCAUGAGCCCAGCAUUCUUCCCUGCUGCUGCCUCUGCCAGCGGGAGUGACUGCGGGCUCCGGAUUAGUAUCUACCAGAGCAAUGUCUCUGGUGCAGACCAUUUGUCAGUUUGUCUGGAAAGCAAGGAGCCUGCUGUUCAGGUUGCAUCUGGGUCAUCGGCAUCGGCUUUGCCACCAAGCGGUGCAGGGAGUGGUGUGCCAGAUGGUGAUCGUGGCUGCUGGUGUCUUUUCCGCAUUUCGAUCCUUAAUCAGAGGUCUGGUGGGAGCCAUAUCCACAAGGACUCGUAUGGUCGGUUUGGGGCGGACAAUGCCAGCCUUGGGUGGUGCGAUUACAUCAAAAUGGAUGAGUUUCUGGCUGCUGAUAGCGGAUACCUUGUUGAUGGAGCUGUGGUGUUCAGUGCCUCAGUGCAUGUGAUAAAGGAGUCAAACUCAUUCACUCGUAGCUUGCCCAUGGUUCUGGGAAUAGGUGGCGCUGGUGGUGGGCGUGCUGGAGCAAGGAAGUCAGAUGGACACUUUGGGAAGUUUGUGUGGAGAAUUGAGAACUUCACAAGACUCAAGGAGCUUCUCAAGAAGCGCAAGAUCACAGGUCUAUGUAUCAAAAGCAGACGGUUCCAAGUCGGGAAUCGAGAUUGCCGUCUUAUUGUUUAUCCACGGGGGCAGUCUCAACCACCAUGCCACCUAUCAGUAUUUCUGGAAGUGACCGAUCCCCAAAAUACAACUAGUGAGUGGAGCUGCUUUGUGAGCCAUCGUCUCUCUGUCAUCAACCAGAAAGUGGAGGAGAAGUCGAUCAUGAAAGAGUCUCAGAAUCGUUACUCUAAGUCAGCGAAGGAUUGGGGCUGGUGUGAAUUUGUGACAUUAACAAGCCUCUUUGAUCAGGAUGCAGGUUUUCUUGUACAGGAUACCGUUGUGUUUUCAGCAGAGGUUCUCAUUCUGAAGGAGACAGCAACUAUGCAAGAGCUAAUCGAUGAAGAUUCUGAAAUAUGCUGUUCAACUUCUGGAUGUCAGAUUGAAGCUUCACCAAAGCGUCCAUCAUUUACAUGGAAAGUGGAAAAUUUCUUGUCCUUUAAGGAGAUUAUGGAGUCCAGAAAGAUAUUUAGUAAUUUUUUUCAGGCUGGGGGUUGUGAGCUGCGGAUAGGUGUAUAUGAGUCGUUUGAUACGAUAUGCAUAUACUUGGAGAGUGAUCAGUCGUCUGUGUAUGAUCCUGAUAAGAACUUCUGGGUGCACUAUAAGAUGGCUAUAGUUAAUCAGAAGGAUUCUGCAAAAACUGUGUGCAAGGAAUCUUCAAUCUGCACGAAAACAUGGAACAAUUCAGUUCUCCAGUUUAUGAAGAUUUCAGACAUGCUUGAUACUGAUGCUGGUUUUCUUGUUCGGGACACUGUUAUCUUUACUUGUGAAAUCAUAGACUGCUGCCCAUGGUUUGAUUUCUCUGAUCUUGAGGUUUGGGCUUCAGAUGAUGACCAGGAUGAACUGACGACAGAUCCUGAUGAACUUGUUGAUUCUGAAGAUAGCGAAGAUAUGAGUGGCGAUGAGGAAGAUAUGUUCCGGAACCUCCUCUCAAGAGCUGGAUUUUCUCUUACAUAUGGAGAUAAUUAUACUCAACCACAAGUUACUUUAAGAGAGAAAAUUCUAACAGAUGCUAGUGCGAUUGCUGGGUUCCUAACUGGCCUGCGUGUUUAUCUGGAUAACCCAGCAAAAGUUAAGCGUAUGCUUCUUCCGACCAAAGUAUCCACCAAGAGUGGUGGAAAGAAAGAUGCUUCAAAGUGUGAUUCAAGCUCCACAAGUCUCAUUAGUCUGCUGAUGGGGGUUAGUGCCUUGAAGCAGGCUAUCAUAGAUUUGCUUCUAGAUAUAAUGGUUGAGUGUUGCCAGCCUUCAGAAGAAAGUGGUUCCUCAGCAAGCACAAAACCUUCUCCUGAUUCAAAUGGGGCCAGCUCUCCACCAGAGCUUAAUGUUGAAGGUGAACUAACAAUAUGUGCAUGCAGUAAUGUUUAUGCGAUCACGGAACCUAAUAGUGAUGGUAUUCGAGAUAGUCCUUCAAUGCAAGAUGCAGCUUUGGCCACAAAGGAGGUUGCUGCAAAUAAUCUAGAACAUUUCUGUUUUCCUCCGGAAACAUCCGCUACUGAUUUGCCAGCAGAUGAAGGCCCUGAACAGGCUUCCAGGUCAAAAUGGCCAGAGCAAUCAGAGGAACUGUUAGGGUUGAUUGUUAAUUCAUUGAGGGCAUUGGACAGCGAGGUUCCACAUGGAUGCCCUGAACCACGGAGGCGCCCUCAAGCUGUCCAGAAGAUUGCACUUGUCCUAGAGAAAGCUCCAAAACAGCUCCAGCAAGAUUUGAUUACCCUUGUACCAAAGUUAGUGGAUGGUUCAGAACACUCGCUUGCAGCUUGUGCACUGUUGGAUCAUCUUCAAAAGUCGGACGCAGAGCCUUCAUUGAGAUUACCAGUUUUUGGUGCCCUUUCGGAGUUAGAAUUUGAAAGUGAUAUCUGGAAACAAGCAUCGGUUCAUGCACUUGAAUUGUUGUCUGACUCAAAUGAUGAGCCUCUUGUAACUGCCAUUACUUAUGUUCUUAAGGCGGCAUCAAAUUGUCAGCAUCUUUCUCUGGCAGUAUGUUUACCAUGCUUCCUGAGUUUCUAUUUGUUCAGCAUCUUCUUACUUUUUAUAUUAGUAACUUAUUGUUUUUAUUUUCCAAAGGUUAGAGCCAUUCGAUGGAGAUUGAACGAUCUAGGAACUGAAGUUCCACAUUGUGUGCUUGACUAUUUGUCUAAAACAAUUAAAAGCCAGCCAGAUGUAGCUGAAGCUAUAUUGAAGGAUAUUGAUUCGGAUUCUGAGCCUGAAAACAAUUGUCUGUCAUCAACAUCAUCUUGUAGUACUUGUUCUACAGAUGGGCUCUCAGCUGAAGGAAUGUAUUCUUGGCAAGAGCAAGCUGUGCAUGGAAGAAAUCAUCUAUCAGAUGUUUUUGCGCUGAUAGAAAUGUUAUCAAUACCUGGAUUAUUUGUUGAAGUUGCACAGGUUUUUGAGAGGGCGUUAUUGCGAGGGGCCUUUGGUCUACAAUUAGUUGCCAUGGUGCUGGAAAGAAGACACUCUUACACAUCAAGUUCAAAGUCUGGGUCUGUUGUGAAUGAUUCAAAGAACAAACAAGUUCUGUUAGAUGGGCAGUUUGAACCAUUGUCUGUCCAAGAAAAUGAUUUCACUUCAGUCCUUGCACUUGGUGAGGUAUUAUCUCUAUCUACAGAAACGAAGGUUCAAGACUUUGUGCGGAUGCUUUAUGCUAUCAUAUUUAAGAUCUAUUCUGAGGAUCAUUAUAGAUAUAGAAUUCUGAAGGGCCUAGUUGAACGAGCAACAAAUACAUCAGAUAACUGCCGCGCAGUUGACAUCGAUAUGGAUGUCUUGGUAUUUCUUGUAAAGGAGUAUGGGAUUGCAAGACCUGUUUUGAACAUGUUGCGUGAGGUCGCUGAAGUUGCUCAGGCUGACCGUUCAAAUCUUUGGCACCAAAUAUGUGCUACUGAAGAUGAAAAUAUUCGUCUUCGAGAGGACAUGGAAAUGGAACAAAUGAAUUUCACCAACGAAAAGGUUGCACUAAACCAACAGCUAACUGAAUCAGAGGCAACUAUCAGCCAUCUAAAGUCUGAGCUAAAAGCUGAGAGGGAUCGUUUUACUCGUGAGAAGAAGGCACUGUCUGAUCAGAUGCGGGAGAUUGAGAAUCAGUUAGAAUGGGUGCGAUCAGAGAAAGAUGAGCAAAUCGCAAAGCUCUCUGCUGAAAAGAAGAAUCUCCAAGUUCGUCUUAGUGAUGCAGAGUCACAACUGUCCAUGGUGAAAGCACAGAAACGCGAAGAAUUGAAGAAAGUGACAAAGGAGAAAAAUACAUUAGCAGAACGGUUGAAGAAUGCUGAAGCUUCAAGGAUAAGGUUCGAUGAUGAAUUAAAAUGUUAUGCAGCUGAAACACAGACUCGUGAAGAGAUUCGAAAAUCACUUGAGAAUGAAGUGAGAAAGCUGACACAGACGGUUGGGCAAACCGAGGGAGAAAAAAAGGAAAAAGAAGAGCAAAUUAGUCGUUGUGAAGCUUACAUUGAUGGGAUGCAGUCGAAACUGCAAGUUUGCCAGCAAUACAUUCGGACUCUUGAAAGUUCACUCCAAGAAGAGAUGGCUCGGCAUGCUCCACUCUAUGGUGUCGGUGUCGAAUCAUUGUCAUUUGACGAGCUUGAGGCGCUUGCAAACAUCCACGAGCAGAGUUUAAGACAGAUCAAAGCGAUCCAGCAAAGGAAAGGUAGCAACCAUCUCUUGGGUGGCCCCUCCCUCUCGCACAUCCCCGGCUUGUUCUCCUCGCCACCGUCUCCUUCAAUGGCAGUUGGCCCACCGUCCUCGCGCAAUCCCACAUCCCCGUUCGCACACAACAGUGCAGGAAUCCACGGGAAUGGGCACGUGAACGGCCGCGGGGGCCGCUGGUUCAAUCCGACCUGAGGAGCAGACUCGGUCGGAAGUGGGCGAAAAAAUGUGUCCAUUUUUUGCAUUUGAUUCAACGGGCCACAUUUACCUGGGCGUGGCAAGCCAACGCGAUAGCCUUUUUGUUACUGGCCUUCCGUCAGGCUUUCUCCUUGCACUUACUUGGUAGUGCCGUCGGCUUGAUGUCGCAUGAGCACAAAGGGCGUCAGCAUCAAAUAAUGUAUGUAACCGAUGGAAAUAUCAUGUGCGAGUGGAGAGCUAAGGGAAUGGUUGUGCUUGUUAAGGGAAGGUGCCAUUCGAGGUUUAUUUCGUCAUUUUACUUCGCCUGCCUACUAAGGUCCUCAACUGUUUCUGGUUUUUUGCCUAA
Messenger RNA from Panicum virgatum (switchgrass), 5517 nucleotides. RefSeq lists its product as uncharacterized. The coding region runs from base 90 to 5168 and encodes 1692 amino acids. The transcript has 9 exons. NCBI's taxonomy places the organism in Eukaryota, Viridiplantae, Streptophyta, Magnoliopsida, Poales, Poaceae. Gene Ontology annotation, molecular function: protein binding. The record is from RefSeq and is a predicted model, not a curated record.